AUGAGCAAUGUCUUAUUUCCAACUGGACUGUGUCUGCCAGAAGGGACCAACAUAUACUGUCAAAUCAUGGACUUCUUUGAUGCUGAUGAUUAUGAAAGUUUACCCACAAAUAGCAUGACAGCAUACAUGGUUGCUGGUUCUUGUGCUGGUAUUAUGGAACACUGCAUCAUGUACCCUGUGGACUCAGUUAAGACCAGGAUGCAGAGUUUGUGUCCAGUCACUGGUGCCAGACACAUUGGUAUAUACGGUACCAUAUCCUCAAUGGUACGGUAUGAGGGCUUAUUUAGACCAUUCCGAGGAAUGUCAGCUGUUGUAGUUGGGGCUGGGCCUGCACAUGCCAUGUUUUUCUCUUCUUAUGAAGUUCUCAAGAACUACUUUUCAGUCUCAGGGAAAGUGAAAAGUGAUCAUACAGCACAUGCCCUGGCUGGCUGCUGUGCAACUCUUCUUCAUGAUUCACUCAUGGUGCCUGCUGAAGCUGUGAAGCAGAGGAUGCAGAUGUAUGGUUCUCCAUACAGGCAUGUGCUUGACUGCACAAUCAAAAUGUUCCAGGCUGAAGGCAUUCUAGCCUUUUAUCGUUCAUUCACCACACAGGUUUUAAUGAACAUCCCCUUUCACAGCACCCACUUCACAGUUUAUGAACUCAUGCAAAAUGUGACUAACUGGGAGAGAGAUUACAACCCUGCAGCUCACAUGCUGUCUGGUGCUAUGGCUGGUGCUACUGCUGCAGCUUUCACAACCCCACUUGAUGUUUGCAAGACCUUACUCAAUACUCAGGAAGCUCAAGCACUCCAAAAACUCCACAAAACUCACAUUCAUGGAAUAUUCAAUGCCCUGCGCACAGUGUACACCUUGAGAGGGAUCCCUGGUUACUUCCAGGGGAUGCAAGCUAGGGUCCUCUUCCAGAUGCCUGCAACUGCUAUUUCAUGGUCCAUCUAUGAGUUCUUCAAGCACUUGUUUGCCAAAAGAGACAGUCAAAGGGAGAGUUUGUAUGAACCAGUGGUUUUGAGUGCUGACAAGAGUAGUAAAAUUGUGGGGAAGAGGAUCAAAUGA
Molecule: messenger RNA, 1050 nt
Organism: Darwinula stevensoni
Lineage: Eukaryota; Metazoa; Arthropoda; Ostracoda; Podocopida; Darwinulidae
Source: the annotation of a GenBank genome assembly